CAUAUUGGCAAUUUAGUGUAGCGUUAGGGGUUAGUGACAGACCUUCUCUGUACUUUCUUGUUUUUUUUCCGCUUCUUUUUUGGUAUAAUAAGUGACAGUUGAUUGAAAGUUAUUGUUGUAAUUAUUCGAAAUUCAAACGGACGUGUGACAACAGUUUUAAAUGUCGCGGGUCGCUGUUAACUUCGGGUAUUUACGAUCGUCACAGCCUUCUAUUGGCGGUGUGCAGCUGUUCAAUGUCGAAUUGAUAUAAAAUACCAAUUUCGAUGGCGGGAAUAUUAUAAAUAAACUAACCUACGGAUUACUGUGGACCAUUGGGCUAUGGCCGCUGUUGCCGAAAUGGGGGAAGUCGACGAAAUCCAUUCGAAUGAAGAAAGUAUACGAGAUGGUGCCAGUGUGAACGGAGACGUGUGCGAGUUUAAUAAAGAGGCAGAUGAGGACCCGGAUGAAAUCAUCGAAUCAACAAAUGUUAGCGAAGAUGAAAUGGUAGAACACGAAGAAAACAAUUCCGACAAUGACGACGACGAUGCUCAAUUUAGGGAAAUACAUAGCGUCGAAGAGCAGGAAGUGGAUGAUGAUGAUGACGAGGAUAAAAUGGAGGUGGAAGAAAUAGGAUCGGUCGAGCAAAUACACGAAAUAAACAACAGCGACGAUGAGGAUAAACACGAGGAGAUAAGAAACGGUCUUGAUGACGGCACAGGUGAUAGUGAUAAAAUGGACGACGCUAACUCCAUUAUUAUUCACGAUUCGGGCGAGGCCGAUUGCGAUGACGUCGUAAUAUUGGACGAUACGGAUCCCAUAGAAAAUGGCACUAUAGAUAUGACGGAAGAUGACGUUGAAAUUACGGAACCUAUAGAAGAUCUCGAGCCGCAAAAUGAUACCGACACUCAGGCAAAUAAAAAGAAGCUUGUUUCGGAGCAGGUCGCUUUCCGAAGAAGUAUUCGUAACUUUGGAAAAGAAAGGAGGUCAUAUGCCAAAAAGGAGAAGCCAAAGCCACCCCCGAUUCCGGAACCUCAGCCAUGUGAUUCGUCCGAUAUGUCCGAUAUUGAAGAGAUACUACCCGAAGAUCCUUUAGCUGUGAUUGAAGCCACCCCUUCACCUCAAACGAAAGCUCCAAAGAAAAAAUCGCGACUGUCUAGUUCAACCAUAGUUGUCAAGGACACCAAACGCCUUGCUGAAAUUGCCUCUAAAUCUACCGCUAAUAAUAAUAAUAAAAAAGAACCAACGCUAGUAAUAAUUGACACAAAUUCCAUUUUAUCAGGUCGUGGUCCCAUUCCCAUUACUCAGAAAGCUUCCAUGUCGAAUUCGCAAAUGACCAACUCCUUUCCAAUGCUGCCGAUGGCGCUUCCCGCUCAAGGUAUUUACCCGGCGAAUAUGCGCGCCACAAUCACACCUAUUCCAAUGACUCCUACUUCAAUUUCAGCAGUACCAGCCACCCGACCUCCGACCACCGCACCCACGCUUCCUCCGGCCCCACCCGUUCUCCCCACCUUAACCGAUGAUAUGUUUGUGGUAGAGGCACCUUCCUUUAUUGUUCCUUAUGUAUACGAGAAACCUCCACUAAAAGACCUUAAAACUUGCAUUAAGACUCUCGAGAAUGAAAUCAAAGAAAGCGAAGAGAGCGACAAGGCGAAAGAGUCCGAAAGCAAGAAGGAAGAUGCACCCGAAAGCGAUAAGAAAGACGACGACGCAGAUAAGGAUGAAUCGAAUAAGGAAGGUUCGGAUGUUGAACUAGUAAAUGAGAAACAAGAGGGCAAAGAUUUCGAGUUAGAUUUACCUGUGAUGCCUAUACCCAACACCGCAAAUGCGCUCGCGGCCGAGUUACGUAAGCCCGCCACAUAUUUCGAUAGCGCCCUAGGAAAAUUUUUUAUGGGUAUCGGUUACGGCCUGGUUCAGGAGUCCGUUCAAACUGACCUUUUGAAACAGCAGAAGCGUAAGCGCGAUCGGGAAAAUUGGGAGAACGCGGAGACUAUUAAAACUAUCAAUUCGUUAAUAAAGAAUUUGGAGUAUACGAAAGAAAAUAAUGUUCCGUAUCGCAUGCCGACCAAGAAAUGUGAAUAUUGUAGUUUUAAGACCGAGUCCUCUCUAGCGAUGUCGUUUCAUCUGGAAACUCCCCACAUGAAAAACUACGUGUAUCGUUGUAACUUUUGUACUUAUGAAGUUCGUAGUCCGCACGAUAUUUUAUUCCAUAUGGAAGUUAAGCACGGCGUGAGAGGUCGCUUGGAGAGAGCGCCCGCUUUCCAUCAGUGCCCCAAUUGUCCAUUCGAGGAUAAUCAAAAGGGAAAGCUGUCGAGGCACUCGGUGGCGUGCAUGCGCAAAUUUAAGCCCGAACGAAAUUUGGAACCGCCCGCCGAUUUUGAACCUCCCGCGAAAAUACCUCGAAUGCCGCGUAUGAAGCAGCAAGGAAUGGGAAGCGCGGCCGCCGUUUACCAGGCAAUGGCACGUUCAACUCAGUUACAAAUGAUGUCUAAGCUAGCUAAUAAUUCAACUGCUUUGCAGCGUGGGAGAGGUAGGCCGUCGAUGGGGCUUCCGAUUACAAAGCACAUUCCUCCCAGCAUACGACCCGCCAAUGCUAACAUACUGUACAAACCAUCCGGAAGCAUGUCGGGCGGCUCCGUUUUGGUACCGACGAAUUACCAGUUAAGCGGAAAUCCUCUAUAUCAGGUGGUGGGUGGUCCAGAGAUGGGUGGCCACAUAGGCCACGGCCUUGCCGCCACGUAUCUGCCUAAUUUAUCUACCACGCCCAAUUCAUUCACCGUUCAGGUAUGCACCUAAAAGUGCUUGCUUUUU
Molecule: messenger RNA, 2787 nt
Organism: Photinus pyralis (common eastern firefly)
Lineage: Eukaryota; Metazoa; Arthropoda; Insecta; Coleoptera; Lampyridae
Product: eisosome protein SEG2-like
Exons: 4
Coding region: 319-2772 (817 amino acids)
Source: RefSeq, a predicted model, not a curated record